Mya arenaria is the source of this 1719-nucleotide messenger RNA. RefSeq lists its product as uncharacterized. Lineage: Eukaryota; Metazoa; Mollusca; Bivalvia; Myida; Myidae. The coding region runs from base 652 to 1326 and encodes 224 amino acids. The transcript has 5 exons. The record is from RefSeq and is a predicted model, not a curated record.
ACUGUUCAUAUUAUGCUUCGAUAUUGCUGGAUGAACAUUCGAUCAGUUUGUGUAAGUUAUAAAUGGAUUGUAUUUUUAAUGAAGAAAUAGCUGACAACUUAAAAACACCAGACUCUGUUUGUCGAUAGAGUUAUGUAUGAUGAAUACUGGAUGUUAGACAGUGUAAAUAUUUUAAUUCAACAGUUUAUACAAAUAAUUAACAAAAGUGCAUCCAUGUAUGUUUAUAAAAUGUUUGAGUAAAAGCGCGACAUGGGGAGUUGAUGAGUGUGAGGUGACAGAUGAUUUGACCGGAGGGCAAACUGACACUACAGUGUCCUUAACUUGUAAACGUCUUCAUCGUGUACCUGAUACCUGAAGAACGUGAGUGCAUGGAAUACUGGAUUGUUCGCAGGCUAUCGAUCGAAUACAACUGCAUUGUUACAAAUGAACUUUACUCCACAGAUUUGUUGAUAUGUUCACAAAUUCAUUUCUAACUAGGUCGAAUAUUUACGUCUUAAGUGGAGCUUUGAAAUCUAAACGCGGUAAAUGUGAAUGUGUUAUAAGAAACCAUGCGCGUAAAAGUUUUCAUUGAUUACAUUGAAAAUCAUCGAGGUAAGAGAUACGAAGUGUGGUGUAUGGUUUGUGACACGUAGGUUUGUUACAAUGUAUUAAAUGGAUACAAAGGAAGAUUUACUCGCCGGGGAGACCUCGUCCGAUGAGUCAGACGAAGAAAGCACUGAACUAGAUUUUCCGCGUGCCCAUCAAACGUCAUUGUUACUGGCGAUACGCGCUGCGGUCGACCAAGAAGAUGACGUCAUCGAUUAUGUCAGGCAUUCACUUCUCAUGUGCAGACGUUCGUCCACUGCAGUAGUAUGCAGAACUCUUCUGACAGUGCUUGCCAUAAUUUCGUUUGUUAUCGGAGUGGUGCGGUACGGCGAGUGCCCCUACGAGCAGGAGCUGCCCCUGUUCCUCGUGCUGCACGGGGCGGCCAUGGUCGCCAGGACGAGCCUCCACAUCGCAAACGUCUGCUACACCACGCGUCCAGACGACACCGAGAGGAACACGCUCACGACACUAAAUGAUGUCAUAUCCGUAUUUGUGGUUCUAUGGACACUCACAGGGUCUGUGUGGACGUUUGGAAUCUUCCAGUACGUGGACAUGACGGACAUGGACAACUCCGAGUACUGUGACCUGCUCGUGUUCAUGUGCGCAUGCGCUCUGCUGGCGGUGCUAUACACACUGUUCCUGUUGUUUGUGAUACUCGUGGCGGGACUUAUGAUCUAUUUCACGGUACACAAGUCUCACCGCAGCUCUCAAUUGCCGUUCCAUAGAGGUACCAGUAGGUAGUGGUAGGGCUACCCUGUGUACGGAAAUGGGGAAGUAUCAAGGGAUCAUUGUUGCAAUACAUGCUCCAGAAGGGAGCACCAUUGUUAGCAGAAUCGAAAUAUGCGCCAGCUUCCGUUCCAUGUGAACUACGGUGAUGACGCCAUCUUCUUCCGGUAAUUACGGGGGAGCACACGGAAACGCACUUGCCAUAUGGUAACUUGUUGAAAGCGUUGUCUGUUAUACCAUGCGCUGCUAACUGUUGACGGUUUAAACGUUUUUGACAGAGAAAAGCGUUGUCUAGUUGGGAUGAAAUCCACUUGUUUUGUAUAAUACAUAUUUUGUUAUUAUAUUUGCUUGUUUUUAAAUACUGCCUGUUUAACAGCAUUCAUUUGAAUAUGAUAAAUAUCGUUAAUA